This is a messenger RNA of Hyalella azteca, 1499 nucleotides long. RefSeq names its product peroxiredoxin-6-like (gene Prx6a). The transcript has 4 exons. Gene Ontology annotation, biological process: cellular oxidant detoxification; cell redox homeostasis. Gene Ontology annotation, molecular function: peroxiredoxin activity. The record is from RefSeq and is a predicted model, not a curated record. Bases 71 to 718 code for a protein of 215 amino acids. Gene Ontology annotation, cellular component: mitochondrion; cytosol. Lineage: Eukaryota; Metazoa; Arthropoda; Malacostraca; Amphipoda; Hyalellidae.
CCUUAUUAGUGGAUUGUUAGUGGAUUGAUUCCGAGUGGAUUUUAUUAUUUAAUAGUCCUAGCUGAUCAAGAUGGUGAAUUUGGGCGACAUCUUCCCCAAUUUUGAGGCCGAAACGACGGAUGGGAAAAUCAAGUUCCAUGAUUGGCUUGGAGAAUCAUGGGGCAUCCUGUUCUCGCACCCGCGGGACUACACGCCCGUCUGCACCACGGAGCUGGGCCGCGCUGCUGCCCUCGCUCCGCAGUUUGAAAAACGCGGAUGCAAGCUCAUCGCCCUGUCCUGCGACGCUCUCGACGACCAUCAUGGCUGGAUAGAGGACAUCAAAGCGUACAACAAGCUGAGCGAGUUCCCGUACCCUAUCAUUGCGGAUGAUAAGCGCGCGCUGGCGGUGCAGCUGGGGAUGAUAGACCCCGACGAGCAGGGGGCCGACGGGAUGCCCUAUACAUGUCGGGCGGUCUUCGUUGUCGGGCCCGACAAGAAACUUAAGUUGUCCAUGCUCUACCCUGCCACAACCGGCAGGAACUUUGACGAGAUCCUGCGCGCCCUAGACUCUCUCCAGCUGACGGCGACGCAGAAGGUGGCGACCCCCGCGGACUGGACGAAGGGGUCCGCAUGCAUGGUCCUGCCCAGCGUCUCUCCUGACGAUGCUAAGCAACUGUUCCCUGAACACGUCUGUCAUCCCGUGCCUUCUGGCAAAACUUAUCUCAGAACCACCAAGUGAACGGGCUUCUACUUAUCCUUGACAUAUACUUUACUUAUAACCUUUCACUUUAAUGCAACCUUUCAUUUUACCUUUCAUUUUAUAUUAUAACUUCACUUAUAACCUUUCACUUUAAGACAACCUUUCAUUUCACCUUUCACUUUAAGACAACCUUUCAUUUUACUUUUCAUUUUAUAUUGUUCACUGGAAGCUCAUGACUUUGGAAAGGUAUAAAUGCUCCGAUACUAAUUUUGACACGUUUUCAAGCGUGAACUAAAGGAUUUUUAAUCAUUAAUAAAUUAUGUAUUAAAAAAUCUAAUAAAUUAUGUAUUAAGUUUUCCGAUUGAUUUAUUGCUGUUAAUUUGAUGCUCCUAAAUUAGCAAUAUUGUUUUUUAUUCUCGAUAUUUCCACCAGGUUUUUGAACAUGCAAUCCACCAGCAUCUCAUUUUUCUAUCAUCCCAAGAUGUAUUUGCCUCAUUAAGUUUAUUCUUUAAUUAUUUCUAAGCCAUUGUUGGUGUGGUUGUGAACUUUUCACUGAUCAUCGGUGCCUUCGAAAUGUGUAUUCAAAAUAUCAAAUAUUCCACAUAAAAAUUUAGACAAUUAACAUUCCUGUUUUUCACUGAAUAUUUUUUUGGGGUUAUUUUCAUUUGCCUGAGGUACUUUGAUUUUACAAUACAACAACAAGUUUCACUGUGUUACUGCACUGCAGUUCUUGGGGUAAAAUGAAUCUCCUUGGGGUAAAAGGUAUCUUUAUCAUUUCCAUAAAGAUGUUUGCACACAUGUUCAAUAAUUUUUCCACAAA